Molecule: messenger RNA, 1417 nt
Organism: Zingiber officinale
Lineage: Eukaryota; Viridiplantae; Streptophyta; Magnoliopsida; Zingiberales; Zingiberaceae
Product: F-box protein FBW2-like
Exons: 3
Coding region: 233-1174 (313 amino acids)
Molecular function (GO): protein binding
Source: RefSeq, a predicted model, not a curated record
UUGAAGUCACUUUGCCGACUUUUGGCAUUGCCAGUUUUCUGCACUUCCUCUGCGUUCUUGGGUUCAGUGUGAGCUUCUUCCCUUGCUCGACUCACCUUCUCUCUCCGCGGGCGUUUUCCCUCUCAUCCCUACUCUCAUUUUUGUUCGCAGCAUCUGAUUUUCGUCGAAAAAUUCCUCCUUGCGUGCUUAAUGUUGGGAAUGUAGGUUGAUUCCUCUCGGCGGCGGCGACGACAUGGCUGAAGGGAGUGAUGCGAGGGCGUGGGAGGAGCUCAUCCCCGAUGCCCUGGGCCUCAUCUUCCGCAACCUCCCUCUCCAAGAGAUCCUCACCGUCAUUCCUAGGGUCUGCAAAUCGUGGUCGCGGGUAGUGUUGGGCCCCUACUGCUGGCAGGAAAUCGACAUCGACGAGUGGAGCCAGCACUGCAAGCCAGAGCAACUCGAUAAAAUGCUUCACAUGCUCAUAGAUCGCAGCUGUGGCUCCUUCCGCAGGCUCAGUGUUUCCGGCCUCCAUACCGAAUCCAUGUUCACCUUAAUUGCAGACCAUGCUGGUUCCCUUCAGAGGUUGGAGCUUCCAAGAAGUGAAAUGAACGAUGCCAUUGUCAAACUUGUUGCACCAAGAUUGUGCAAUUUGACUUACUUGGAUGUCAGCUACUGCUCAAAGAUAGGUGCUUGUGCGAUCGAAGCGUUUGGUAAACAUUGUAGAUCCUUAGUUGUCCUUCGCCGGACGAUGCAUCCAUUAGAGGUUGAUAGAAAUUACCAAUGCCAAGAAGAAGAGGCAUAUGCUAUUGCCAAAACAAUGACCAAGUUGCGCCAUUUGGAAAUGUCUUACCAACCCUUGACGACACAAGCCGUACUCGAAAUCCUCUCAAAGUGCAAGGAUCUUGAGUACUUGGACCUAAGAGGUUGUUGGGAUGUGAAAUUAGAUGAGAAGUACCUAAAGGAGAGGCAUUCCGGUCUCAAGGUGCUGGGACCGGACAUUGUCGACCAUUAUGAGCAAAUUUUUUGGAAUGACUGGGCAGACUCCUACUCAGAUUCUUCUGGCUACGAGGAGGCUUUUGACGAUGACGUCAUUUGGGAGGAUGAGAAUGGAAUUGAAUUGGACGGGUUUCAAGUGAGAUUCUAUGGAGGUGGCUUUAGUGGCGUGGUCACUGGGUUCGAUUGGCCUCCAUCUCCAUGAGUAUCUUCAUCGUCCAUGCUUCUGAGAAUCACUUAGUAUCAUUGCUGCAAUGCGUGGGGUUUUCAUAGUCAUCAAAGUCAGUCUAUCAGAUAAUGUAACGAAAAAGUUUAAAUCCAUUGUAACUUUGUUUUGGGUGUUGAAUGGGAUGCAUUCCGAGGUUGAGGUAAGGUAGCUUUUAUUGUUUAAUAUAUGAAUGUAGAAUCUCGUAUUUUAACUCUGCAAUCUGAUAAAGAGUUUGUCGUA